Molecule: messenger RNA, 2025 nt
Organism: Klebsormidium nitens
Lineage: Eukaryota; Viridiplantae; Streptophyta; Klebsormidiophyceae; Klebsormidiales; Klebsormidiaceae
Source: the annotation of a GenBank genome assembly
AUGACACUGCCGCCGGAGCCUCUUGAGGCUCAACCGGUCAGCCCUUCUGCGCUCAGCGACCUGUCAGCAGACCAAUGGGUGGACAGCCUGACAAAGGUGCUCAAGAUUCACACCCCAACUGGCGAGGGCAGGCCCAAGAAACUGAAGUCUCUGGAUGACAUUGCUAAUGUCGACCCCGCAUCUGGUGGUUCUCCCAAGGCGGUUAGGCUAACCAGCCCCAGGUCUUUGCUGGCAUGCUUGCAGACAGGGAUCGAUCCCAAGGAGAUAAUAUACAGGCCGUUCGAGGAGUUCGCCGAGAAAGGGCUGACGCCCGAGCUCCAGAAGCUCAAGUAUGAGCACUGCGAAGCCAAGCGCCAAGAGAAGCUGCAGCGGCUGCAACUAGAGCGGCGCAAGAUUAUGGAAAAGGACCAUGAGGCGGGGGGCGAGAGUGGCGCUCUGGGGGGCCUCCGACUGCCCGGGAGCCCGGGCAGCCCCCUGAGAGAAGAGGGCAAGAAAUCGCCCCAAUCGCCCUCCAUCCUGAACGCUCUGGGGGGGGCGGAUAUGGUUGAAAAGGAGGCGCGCCGGCUCGAGGUGCUGCAGCGGCGGCAGCAGCGCGAGCUGGAGCAGAUGAUCAACUACGAGAAGAAGCGCCAGAUGGUUUCGGAAGACGCCCAAACCAGGAUACAGGAGGAGAAGGACAGGCAGGAAGCGGAGAAGCAGGAGCGGCUGCGGCGCGAGCGUGAGUGGCAGGAGGAGCAGCGGCUGAAGGAGGUGGAGAAGGCGAAGCGCGACGAGGAGGCGGAACGGCGGAGCCGCGUUCUGGCAGCGGAACGGUACAAGCAGGACAUGGAUGCCGCGACGGUGGAGAAGGAGAAGCAGAAGCAGCGCCAGAAGGAGGCGGCGGAGCGCGAGCAGGAGCGGCUGCGCAAGCAGGAGGAGUUCCGCUUGCAGACGGAGAAGAUCCAGGAGGAGCACCAGAAAGCGAUCCAAAAGCGGCAGGCGGAGAUGGACGAGAAGGACCGCCAGCGACAGAUGCUCCUUGAGCAGCAGCGCCAGGAGAAGGCCAUCGCGAACGCUGAGGCGCGCCAAAAGGCCGCGGAGCGGCUACAAUCCGCGCUGGAGACCGGUCGCAGCAUCAUGCAGAAGAAGCGCGACGACUACAACGCCAAGCAACGAGAGGUCGCCGAGAAACAGAAGAUCAAAGAAGAGAGGUGGCGGCAGGAGGAGGCAAUCCGCAAGCAGAAGGAGAAGCAGAAGGAGCAGCAGCGGCAGCUGGUGUUCCAGGAGGCGAUGAGCGACCAGGAGAAGAGGAUACACGACCUCGUCAGCAAGGCCAACGAGGCGGACCAGCGACCAGGGGAAGAGAUACACGACCUGGUCAGCAAGGCCAACGAGGCGGACCAGAUUCUGGAGACCGUGCAGCGGCAGAAGAAGGAGGAGAUGGCGCGACGCGCGCUCGAGCGGCAGCUCAAGGCCGAGGAGAAGCGCGAGAAGGCGGAGCAGAUGAAGCGGAUGCAGGCGAGCGCCCAAACCCCACAAAAACCCCUUUGUUUACCGCGCCGCGGCCGCGGCCGCGCACUUGGUUUGCCAGCUGGUUUCGUUGAGGCGAGGGGGUUUGCAGGAGGGGCUAGAAGUGGUCCUGCGCUCGAAGACGUGAAUGGCUUUCCAGCAAUCGGUGGCAGCGCGCUUCGACACCUGGCGAAGCGAUAUGUCGAACAGAAGGCCUUCCACCGGGCGCAGAUGCUCCAGCGGAUCGAGGACGACACGGCACGCGCGCGCGCGCUCCUAGAGGCGCGCACGCACCUCCAGCAGCGCAGAAAAGACGCGAACGUGGAGGCGAGCCUGCAGAGGCAGCAGCUGCUCAUGCAGAUGGAGAAGCUGCAGAUCACCAAGAAAUGGUCCAAGCUCUCGGACGGUGCCCCGGACAGUCCAGGCGGCGACCACAUCCCCGGACGGACGUCCAACCGGUCGCCCGAAAAGGCCUCGUCUCGGACGGGCGCCAGCUCCAUCAGCCCACUGCGACAGUCUCGGACGCGGGCGGCGUGA